AUGAAAUUGUUUGCGAUAACAUCAGUCACGUGGGAUGAUGUGCGGCAGAACGGCAGACAUUUCUUAAGAGCCCUAGGUGGUAUAUUAAGCAUCAUAAGUUCUCAAGAAUGUCAGUCGAGAAGAAGAACUCGGGACACAACGUUGCUCACGUACGCCAAUAACAAUAACAACAACAACAACAACAACAACAGCAAUAACGAUGACGAAGACGACAACGGCGAGGACGAAGACAACGACGAAGACAACGACGAAGAGAGGACAGAAAGUGCCCGAAUCAUGUCCGAGAGAAAGCAACGAACCAAAGAUUUAGAACGUAAAUUAGAAAUCAAGAUCGAAAAAGAAUGGCAACGUUUGGUGGCAGCGCAACAAGAAUUGAGAGAGAAACGAGAGGAGUUGAAAAUCCUUCAAAUCCGUGUUAAUAAUCGCAACCCCGACGUUAAUCAAAGCUCAAAAGCAUUAAGACAACAACGUGAUUAA
Vespa crabro (European hornet) is the source of this 477-nucleotide messenger RNA. RefSeq names its product glycosyltransferase-like protein gnt15. The transcript has 3 exons. Lineage: Eukaryota; Metazoa; Arthropoda; Insecta; Hymenoptera; Vespidae. Bases 1 to 477 code for a protein of 158 amino acids. The record is from RefSeq and is a predicted model, not a curated record.